This is a messenger RNA of Sparassis crispa, 909 nucleotides long. RefSeq lists its product as hypothetical. The record is from RefSeq and is a predicted model, not a curated record. Lineage: Eukaryota; Fungi; Basidiomycota; Agaricomycetes; Polyporales; Sparassidaceae. Bases 1 to 909 code for a protein of 302 amino acids. Gene Ontology annotation, cellular component: nucleus; cyclin-dependent protein kinase holoenzyme complex. The transcript has 2 exons. Gene Ontology annotation, biological process: regulation of cyclin-dependent protein serine/threonine kinase activity. Gene Ontology annotation, molecular function: protein kinase binding; cyclin-dependent protein serine/threonine kinase regulator activity.
AUGGUCGCCUGCUCUACUAUCCACCGCGCGAGCCUCAUCAACUCAUCUAUCCACUCGCCUGCUCUCAUGCAGAUGCUUGACAUCUCCGUCACGCGUGCUCUCAUUGAGCACGUAGUUGACAACGUCGUUGAGACCGUUGACUUUGCGAUGGGACGCGCAUCCACAUCCACGCGCGGUCGCUCCCUCUCCCGAGACUCGUACCACGCCGCAUUCACCGUCUUUGCGGCAGACGUCAUCCAAAAAGCGGAGGUCACGGUCCCCGUACUCCUCACCACCCUCGUCUACAUCGCGCGCGCGAGCCCGCAUCUGCAAAUCUCGCUCGAGAAGUGGGCAUGCGAGCGCGUCUUACUCGGCGCGCUGAUCGCCGCGAACAAGUACCUGAAUGACCGGGCACUGAAGAACGUGCACUGGGCGAUCUGCUCGGGCGUGUUCGGGAAGCGGGACAUCGGUCGGAUCGAGCGGGAGUUCCUGGACGUGCUCGACUUCGAGCUCGGUGUGAGCGAGGCGGACCUCCUCGCACACCACGAGAACAUCAUGAUGUUCUCCCAGCGCACUCGCCCGACGCGCACGCGCACGCGCGCACGCACACCACUUCCCGUCCGCCGCGCGUGCUCUGCAUUCUCUAGCGACUCUAGCGACUCGAGUGACUCGAGCGACCUCGAUUCAGAUUCGGACGACUCAUUCGCGUCUUCUCCUUCCCCAUGCACCCCACCUCAUCCACCAUAUUCGCCCACACCUGCCAAGCCGUCGCUCCCCCACAUUGCCGAUGCACACGUCGAUGCCGUGCAGUCACACCAGAUGUCCGCAGCGCUCGAGCUGCUGAUGACAUUUCCCAUGCCUGUCUCUCACCCACGCAAGUCCACACAUCACCACCCCCGCUUCACAGCCGCCACUGCGGUGCUGGCUUGA